Molecule: messenger RNA, 800 nt
Organism: Paramuricea clavata
Lineage: Eukaryota; Metazoa; Cnidaria; Anthozoa; Malacalcyonacea; Plexauridae
Source: the annotation of a GenBank genome assembly
AUGACAUUGUAUGGUGCUCUUCGCCCAAGAAGCGACAUUCAUCGAUUAUAUUUACCGAGAGAAAAGGGCGGAAGAGGUUUGAUCAGUUGUGAAGGAUGCAUUCGUACAGAGGAGAAUAGUUUGAAACGGUAUGUAAAGAACAGUGUGGAACCACUUUUACAACAAGUUGCAAAGACAGGUGUGAUUGAAACGGAAAGAUGCGAAACAAAAGAAAAUUUUAAGAAGAAAGCAGUAGAGGAGCUAGAGAAAGCCUGGAUUGACAAGAAAAUGUAUGGACAAUAUAACAGAGAUUUAGGUAAAGAAGUGGAUAGGGAGAAGACAUGGUGGUGACUGAAGAAAGGAGACUUCAAACCUGAGACUGAAGCACUUCUGUGUGCUGCACAAGAACAAGCUCUAAGGACAAAUUAUGUAAAGUUUCCCAUAGAUAGAACUGUUGAGUCUCCAUUCUGUAGAGUCUGUGGGGAAAAUGGAGAGCAUAUAACACACUUGAUAAGUGAAUGCAAGAAGCUAGCACAAAAAGAAUACAAACGAAGACGUAACAAUGUGGCUCGCAUUGUACACUGGAAGCUAUGUGGUUUGUACCAACUAGAGAAAGCUGAAAAUGGUAUGAACACCAACCAAACGGAGUAAUUGAAUCAGAUAAUGUAAAGAUUCUCUGAGAUUUUCGCAUACAGUGCGAUCAUGUGAUUGAAUGUCGAAGACCUGAUAUUGUAGUGGUUUUAAAGAAGGAAAAAGAAUGCAAGAUCAUCGACAUCGCAGUUCCAGGAGACUGUAAAAUUGGUAUAAAAGAAACAGAGAAG